ACUGAGAGAAAAGCUCCUAAUAAUACCAUAAGUUACGUCUUAUGAACGAGGUCCCAGCUGUGUCCAUUGAGGCACUCACGAAACUUAUAAUUAAGCUUAUGAAAGUUUUAUCAAAGCUUAUGAGAUCAGAUCGAAUCAGCUCAUGCUUUACAUAAGAUUUUCCAAUGCUGUUCGACCAAUGCCAUGUUGUUGUUUUUUUAUAAGAACUGGCAACAAAGUUCAUAAGAUUUUCCUAUGGAUUUUAUAGUUUGGACAUUUCGCUAUUUACAAAUGGCAGCAGUGUGAAAAUUGCAUAAGACCCAAAUUUAAAAAUGGCGUCAGAAGAGCAAGUCGUGUUAGACGAGACCGUUUUAUUAGAAGAUCUUCAACAGGAAGCGUUGGACGUGUUUAAGCAAGCGAAUUUCGAUUGCAUUGAGCUAAUUACAUUUCAACGAUCACAGUUUGAAGCAAAGCUUGCCUUAUUCCCUGAAUUCGUCGUAAACAACUUGUGGGAAGUUGUUUCCGAGUGGAGGACCCGUAACGAUCUUGACUUCAACUUCACAAUCGAAGACGGAAUCGACUCGGUCCAGAUCAACAGUGAAAGCGAAGCGACGAGCCCAUCCCAGCGCGCCAUUUCACCGAUCGAGACGCCAGCUGGAGGCUCCGGCAAGGACGGCACGGAUCUUGUUGUCCCCGGCCAGAACGGGCUCGCAAAUUCUAACACCGAUCCGGUGGAAUCGAUCCCGAGCCUGAGCGGAAGUUGCGCGACGAUCACUUCCCGGAACGCAAUUCUGCCGACGAGACAACCGAUUGUAUCUAUUCCUAAGAAUUGUUUACUUAAAUACACUCAAACCCCGAUGGUUUGACACCAACUGUUGUCAAACGAACGGGGUCACUUUUUAGUUUGACACCCUUUUUACACGGAGUUCACACAAACUACCAAACGCAUGUUUUGAUAGUGUGCGUGAGCGCCGUGUAAAAAGUGACAGUUCGUCACUUUUUAGUUUGACUUUGACCAACUAACGGGGUACAAACUAAAAAAGUGUCAAACGAAAAAGUGACCAACCACCGGGGGUUGAGUGUACA
Molecule: messenger RNA, 1065 nt
Organism: Culex pipiens pallens (northern house mosquito)
Lineage: Eukaryota; Metazoa; Arthropoda; Insecta; Diptera; Culicidae
Exons: 3
Coding region: 312-845 (177 amino acids)
Source: RefSeq, a predicted model, not a curated record